Messenger RNA from Harpegnathos saltator (Jerdon's jumping ant), 1822 nucleotides. RefSeq names its product leucine-rich repeats and immunoglobulin-like domains protein 3. Bases 67 to 1410 code for a protein of 447 amino acids. Lineage: Eukaryota; Metazoa; Arthropoda; Insecta; Hymenoptera; Formicidae. Gene Ontology annotation, molecular function: protein binding. The transcript is spliced from 2 exons. The record is from RefSeq and is a predicted model, not a curated record.
UGUACCGAGCUAACGGUGUGCAUUACUUCGCGAUUCUCUGCACCUGCAACAUCCAUAUCUCCCACUAUGAAGCUGCUUCCGCUUGCUUUCUCUAUCGUCAUUUUAGCCUGUUGGUCUAAAUUGUCAACAGUUAACGGUGACUACGUAGAUCACGUGGAUGAGACCAAAUUCCAUUGUAGCGGCAGUCUUCUCUCCUUGAACUUCAGUAACGCAGCGAUCAUUAAGAUCGGCAAGGACUUCAUCGGCAGUCAUUUAGUCACCUGCCUGGAUCUUAGUAACAAUCAAGUCGAAACUAUCGAAGAUGGUGCCUUCAGGAAGCUCCCUAGGCUGACCCAACUCUACCUCUCUAAAAAUAAAUUCCUCAGUGCUCAAAAUCUCUUCUCCUUAGGAGGCCAUGAGUCAUUAGAGGUUCUCGUGCUAAACAGUGCAGUUAAGAUUAGCAGUAACUAUGUCAUUCCGGUUCCCGGAAGGUUUCCCAACUUGGAGAUCUUGUCUGUCAGCAAUAAUGGCUUCAAGGACAUGAUCGCAGCACCGGAUAUGCCGUUCCCUAGUCUGAAAAUUCUAGACCUCUCUAACAACGGUAUGAGGGAAAGCAAUUUUUUGAAACUACUGCCGGCGACUUUGGAACACAUUUAUUUGCAAGGCAACUCGUUGAAUUUCCUGCGUUCUUUAGAAAAAGCAUAUAAGGUGACCACGCUGACAUUAGACAACAACGAAUUUUCAUAUCUGAGACACCAUUCGAAUAAUCCGACUAGCACGGGUCUGUGGCUAUACGCCAUGAGCCAUUUGCGUCAUCUUUCCCUCGCCAAGAACCGCAUUAACACUGUCGAGUCGGUCGCCUUCUCAAGCCCCAUUAAUUUGACCUACCUGAACCUAUCCAAAAAUAACAUUAAUUUCCUGUAUCCGGAGACUUUCGCGAAACUUCAGUCCUUAGAAACGUUGGAUUUGAGCAGCAACCAGUUCCAGAAGAUUAUCGAUAUCUCGUCUGAAAUGAACAUCACCGUUUUAUCGUUGAGCUGCAACAAGAUACAAGAAGUACCUCAAGACGCCUUCAAGCACAUGUCGAAGUUGCGGGAGUUGUCGCUGCACGGGAACCAAAUCGAGGAUGUCCACGUCAACGGAUUCGCAUAUCUUCAGCAUCUAGUGAAGCUGGAUCUGUCCAAGAAUAAACUGAGUUCCUUGCCGGAAGGUUGGACCAACGCCUUCAACUCUUUGCAACUGUUGGACCUGAGCGAGAAUCAAUUCACGUCGCUGGAGUCCCUGUCUUUGUCAAAUACCCUGCCGUUGGUGGAGGUAUAUCUGGUGAUGAACCCGCUCAAGUACUUGGACGCUGGCUCUUUCAGCCAUUUGCCGCAAAACGCCACCGUGAACUUGGUGCACGAGUCGCACGAAAGUGCGAUGAGAUGUUAACAUAAGCGGAAAAUUAAUCCGAACUGGCUGCGCAGGCCGUUUCAUCGAAUUGAGAUUUCGAUGUCAUGCGCAAAAACUGAUCUCUCCGAUAGCGAACAUAGAAAAGCGACGGCCGAAAUAACGUAAGUCGUAUUGUCUCCUAUUGUUCGCAACAUCGAAAAUUGAAUUCGCGCGUACAUGUACCAACCGUUAACCCGUGGUUUCAAAUAAUACGUGAGAAUAAAUACAUCGACAACUGUCGCCCAUUAACAGUUAUUUAUGCAGAAUAAUACCUACCGAUUGCGUUAGUCACGAUAAUUACUCGUUUGUAUAAAUUGCGAAAUUGGAGUAAUAUAUGUUACAAGAUAACGUGACAGAGACCGUAAAGAAGAGUAAUAUUGUGUAAAACUGAAUAAAAAUACUACGAGCAAAA